CCCCUGGGAGGAGGGUCCUCUCAGAAUAUACCAUUCUGACAGCACUCUGUGAUUGGUUUGCUUUUUGCAUUUAUUGUAUGCCAAUCCCCGUUGCCUGCCUUUUGUCUCAUCCUUUGAGCCAAGUCAAAGCAUUGAAUUCUGGUGCUUGGUCAAUUGUUUGCAGGUUUUCUGCUUGAAGACAAGUUGGGGAUAGAGUCACUGUUGUUGAGGCCUUGUUCUGCAGACAGUACAGCGGAGUGAUAGUUGUCUGUGUAAGGGAGAUGCCGGAAGGCCCUUCAGUGAGAGUGUUUCAUUCUGUGACCUCCCCUUUCGUUGGCAAAGUUGUGCAGAGAGCCUCGGGGAGCACCAGACAGGUGUGUCUGCAACAAUUUGUGGGUCUCAGACUGCAGCACAGUGAAGUCCAUGGCAAAAAUCUCUUCCUGGGCUUUGCUUCUGUUGGCCAUAGACUGGAAUCCAAUUGUCCAAAACUAGGGAUUGCACAUGCCCAGAAGAUGCCUGAUCCAGCCUGGGUACCAGCACAGGGCUCCGCCAGCAAGCAACAAGUGAUAGAGGGGGGCACCAUGAGAAAAGAGCAGGAGGAGACUUGGGAAAGCAGUGCCCUGUCCUUGGGGCAAGACCAGUUGAACCAUCAGCAUGAAAUGCAAUGGCUGCGAUUUCACUUUGGGAUGUUUGGAAGUGUUCGGGCCAAUGAGUUUUCACGGGCAAAAGGUGCCAAUAAGAAGGGAGACUGGCAGGAUCCAUCACCAAGGUUGGUGCUCUAUUUCCCCGGAGAGCAGUUUCUUGUGUUCUAUAACUGCCGGAUCUGUCUCUGCAGCAGCCCUUCCUCUGGACAUACCUCUGACAUCCUGCACCCGAAGUUCGACAGGAAUGUGGCACUACAGGCACUGAAACAAGCUCAGCCUGUCUGCUACACCCUGCUCAACCAACAGCUGUUCUCUGGCCUUGGGAAUAUCAUUAAGAAUGAGGUGCUGUAUCUGUCUGCAAUCCACCCCAUGUCUCUGGGCUGCCUGCUCCGUGUUGAGCAACGACAGACGCUGCUGGACAAGGUGAUUGAGUUCAGCCAUGAAUGGCUGGACAAAAAGGUGAAAGGCAAAGGCUUAAAGUACCAUGUCUAUCAGAGAGAGCAGUGCCCUCAGGGUCAUACUGUGGAAAGGGCAGACCUGGGACCACCUCAUUGUCUUCAGCGACCGACUUGGUGGUGCCCUGUGUGCCAACCUGCUGUCCAAUGAGUUGAUGCACUGUCAGACAGUAUUGUUUGUUCACUGGGUCCCAGAGCAUUAGUGACCCUUGGCUAGAUGGCUGGGUCGCUUAGAGGAUCACAUCUGUAUUUUGUUUGUUGUUAUUGUU
Molecule: messenger RNA, 1347 nt
Organism: Stegostoma tigrinum
Lineage: Eukaryota; Metazoa; Chordata; Chondrichthyes; Orectolobiformes; Stegostomatidae
Product: endonuclease 8-like 2
Exons: 4
Coding region: 261-1229 (322 amino acids)
Biological process (GO): base-excision repair
Cellular component (GO): nucleus
Molecular function (GO): DNA N-glycosylase activity; DNA-(apurinic or apyrimidinic site) endonuclease activity; zinc ion binding
Source: RefSeq, a predicted model, not a curated record